Messenger RNA from Pochonia chlamydosporia 170, 819 nucleotides. Its product is annotated as cell wall glucanosyltransferase Mwg2. Gene Ontology annotation, biological process: fungal-type cell wall organization; carbohydrate metabolic process. The transcript is spliced from 3 exons. Bases 1 to 819 code for a protein of 272 amino acids. Gene Ontology annotation, cellular component: fungal-type cell wall. NCBI's taxonomy places the organism in Eukaryota, Fungi, Ascomycota, Sordariomycetes, Hypocreales, Clavicipitaceae. Gene Ontology annotation, molecular function: glycosyltransferase activity; hydrolase activity, hydrolyzing O-glycosyl compounds. The record is from RefSeq and is a predicted model, not a curated record.
AUGCUUUCCGCGGUAUUUCUGUUUGCCCUUGUGGCUGACAUUGUCUCCGGACAGACAUUUAGCAAAUGCAAUCCUCUCAAGCAAAACGGAUGUCCUCCUGACCCCGCGUUCAGCAACCGGCAAGCAUCAUGCAAUUUCGCCGCCAACACAUGUGGUGUUUUCACGCCUCUCUCCGGCGGCAUCUCGUAUGGUCGUAACGGGGCCGUUUUCACAAUCAACUCACCGUCUGAUUCUCCUACCAUCGCCUCAGACAAGUACAUCUUCUUUGGGAAACUUGAGGUUGUUGUCCAGGCAGCACCGGGCCGAGGCAUCGUGACCAGCAUGGUUCUCCAAUCCGAUGACCUAGACGAGAUUGACUGGGAAUUCAUCGGCAGCGACAACGCCCGCGUCCAGACAAACUACUUCUCCAAAGGCGACACCAGCGUCUACAACCGUGGCCAAUUCCACCCCGUCAGCAACCCCGUCGGCUCAACUCACAAGUACACCAUUGAAUGGACAAGAAGCAAAGUCGUGUGGUCCAUCGACGGCAGACCUGUUCGCACGCUCCUCGCCAAAGAUUGCCCUCCCGGCCCGGCUGGGUUUCCCCAGACGCCCAUGCAGAUCAAGCUGGGAACGUGGGUGGCUGGAAAGCAGGGCAAUGCACAGGGUACCGUCGACUGGGCUGGCGGGUAUGCCGACUGGAGCAGGAAGCCGUUUGUGGCGUUCUACAAGAGCGUUACAAUUACUGAUUAUGCGGGCGGUGAUGGUCCAGGGCGGGCGGCGAGGCAGUAUGUUUAUGGCGACAAGAGCGGAACCUGGCAGAGCAUUCGCGUUCAGUAA